CGCGGCACAGGCUGGCGCGGGGCUUGCGUCGCCGUCGCGGCCGGCAGAGGGAUUCUGGGUAACGGCCCCAGCCGGCUGGGGCGGCUGGCUCCGCGCAGUAGGUUCAGCUCACGCCAAGUCUGUUGGCAGUGGGGAUUGUAGGGCCGGGGGCAGCCGGACAUGGAGCAGCCGUGGCCGCCGCCAGGACCUUGGAGCCUCCCUCGGGCAGAAGGUGAGGCUGAGGAAGAGAGUGACUUGGACGUGUCCCCCGGUUCUCCUCGCUACCCGCAGCUGCCGGGAGGCGGCACCCAGAUGUAUAGCCAUGGAAUUGAAAUGGCUUGCCAAAAGCAGAAAGAGUUUGUGAAGAGCUCUGUGGCGUGCAAAUGGAAUCUCGCUGAAGCUCAGCAGAAACUUGGUAGCUUAGCACUGCAUAACUCUGAGUCCUUGGAUCAGGAACAUGCCAAAGCACAAACAGCAGUAUCAGAACUGAGGCAACGGGAAGAAGAAUGGCGGCAGAAAGAAGAGGCUCUAGUACAAAGAGAGAGAAUGUGUCUGUGGAACAUGGAUGCCAUUAGCAAGGAUGUUUUUAAUAAGAGUUUUAUUAAUCAAGAUAAAAGAGAAGAAACAGAAGAUGAAGAUAAAUCAAAAUCAUUUAUGCAGAAACAUGAGCAGAAAAUCAGACAUUUUGGUAUGUUAAGUCGAUGGGAUGAUAGUCAGAGAUUUUUGUCUGACCAUCCAUACCUUGUAUGUGAAGAAACUGCUAAAUAUCUUAUUUUAUGGUGUUUUCAUCUAGAAGCUGAACAGAAAGGGGCUCUGAUGGAACAAAUAGCACAUCAAGCAGUUGUAAUGCAGUUUAUUAUGGAAAUGGCCAAAAACUGUAAUGUGGAUCCAAGAGGAUGUUUUCGCUUAUUUUUCCAGAAAGCCAAAGCAGAGGAAGAAGGUUAUUUUGAAGCAUUCAAAAAUGAACUUGAAGCUUUCAAGUCAAGAGUAAGACUUUAUUCUCAAUCACCAAGUUUCCAACCUAUGACAGUUCAGAAUAAUGUUCCCCAUUCUGGUGUUGGAUCUAUAGGUUUAUUAGAAUCCUUACCACAGAAUCCAGAUUAUCUUCAGUAUUCUAUCAAUACAGCUCUCUGCAGUUUAAACUCAGUGGUACAUAAAGAUGAUGAUGAACCCAAAAUGAUGGACACUGUAUAAUUUGGUUAAGACUGCUGAAGCCAAGUGCUAUUUUGCUACAAGAAAGGAAGAACUUGGCUAUUCUCUUGACACUUUUAUGGGUGCUGCACUUUAUUUUUGUUUGGUUUUUGAUGGGAGGGAAUACAAAGAGUACUGAAACGUUUUGUAAAAUUUUUUUUAUGUGCUGCUAGGUUUUUUUGUUUUGUUUUUUUUCCUGAAGAGAGGAGUGGUACCAUAUGUUGCAAGAAGUCAAACUGGACUUUUUUUUGGUUGUUUUAGCUACUAAAUUUGCCUUUAAUCUUAUUGUUCUCAAUUUUGGAAUCAAAGUAUGAAAAUCUGCACAAAUGCAAUGUUUACAAGAACUGGUUGAUUCUAGGAGGCAUCUGCUACAGUCUUUUUAUAUGGAUAUGUACAUGUCCUACUCUACAAAAAUGAUUAAAGAUAAAAAUGUACUUGUAUCCUAUUGCUAAUUUAGCUGUCAAAUCUGGUGUUUCAUCAUAUUAAAAGCAAUAAAUCAGUAGUUGAUAAUCUACUUUACUAAAUAAGCGGGGUGGUACAAAUUAAAACAAAAUCUUUCCCCUUAAAAUAAUAUUAUUUGUUUUUUCGGCACCAUCAGUUAAAUCCUUGACUAUAAUAUCAAUUUUAUAUAGAUACUAAAUUUACCCCCAAGUAUUCUCAGAACUGUAUUCCUUAGUAGUUGAUUCUACCCUGUUGACAUUUUAAUAUUAGGGUUAUAUAGUGAUAUAAAAAGUGAUAAAGCUAAUACAGAUUUUUUUUUUAAUGAGAGGAACUCCAAUCUCACUCUUAAUUUCUUUACUUGACAUAGUCUGGGAUCUCUCAGGGAGCAAGUUUUAAAAGAAUACUAAUGGCCUGUAAGAACAAAUAGGGAAAAAUAAUCUGAUUUUUAAAAUUGUGGUUAUUGUUUGUUUUACUCUGAUGUGGCCCAAAGACUUUUUUAAAAAGGCAAGAGAAAUCUUUUGGAGCUAAUUACUUAUUUCUAAGAAUUUGGUGAUCCUUACUGGUAAUGAUGGCUUUUACUACAUUUGUCAUUCCUCUCUUUAGCUUAGUUACCAUGGAAUGCUUCUGAGCUUUACUACUUCCUAUAUAAUUCACUUUAAAUAUGCCAGGAUAUUUGAUUAUUCAUUUUAUUUGGAAUGAGAUGACAAUGUUAAUUAUUCUGUCCUUAUUAUUUGAGGAUUAACCUUCUGACUUAUAGGAACAUGAGCUUUGAUUUGAAACCAAUGUAGUCUUUGGCUCAGUCCCAUUGAGACUAGUAGCAAACAUUUAGAAGAUGACUAAAUGGGAUUUGGACUACACGUCUCAAUUUGAGAAGCCAGAUGAUGCCAAGGGACCCACAUGGUGAUCAGACCUGUUAUCUUGGCCUCAUUUGCACCUUGUUUUAACUAAUCUGAGGUGAUAAGGCACUUAGUACCCAUAGAAAUGGACUGGAAUUAUUGAAUCUACGUAUGUAACAUCACAAUCUUCCUGGUUUUAAGAAUAAAGCUGUUUUUGUGCUUUUGAUAUAAAUACAUACUCUAUAAUAAAAU
Eubalaena glacialis (North Atlantic right whale) is the source of this 2699-nucleotide messenger RNA. It is a transcript of the gene CDC37L1, whose product is annotated as cell division cycle 37 like 1, HSP90 cochaperone. Gene Ontology annotation, molecular function: heat shock protein binding; protein-folding chaperone binding. The record is from RefSeq and is a predicted model, not a curated record. The transcript has 7 exons. The coding region runs from base 160 to 1173 and encodes 337 amino acids. Gene Ontology annotation, cellular component: cytoplasm. Gene Ontology annotation, biological process: protein stabilization; protein folding. Lineage: Eukaryota; Metazoa; Chordata; Mammalia; Artiodactyla; Balaenidae.